This is a messenger RNA of Penicillium hordei, 282 nucleotides long. RefSeq lists its product as uncharacterized. The coding region runs from base 1 to 282 and encodes 93 amino acids. The record is from RefSeq and is a predicted model, not a curated record. NCBI's taxonomy places the organism in Eukaryota, Fungi, Ascomycota, Eurotiomycetes, Eurotiales, Aspergillaceae. The transcript has a single exon.
AUGGAGAUAGGUCACUUCUUGGACCUUUCAUCCUGUAUUAAUAAUCGACGCAAUUUAUUCCGGAUUCCUAGGGCGUGGAAACAAGAGAAGAAGAAAUAUCCGCUUGCUGAAUACCCAACAAAUUACGAAAUUGAGAAUUACCCUAUUACGCGUCUUGAUGGUGAAGAGGGCACGGUGGAGGACUCGGCGAGAGAGUUAGUGGAUGAUAUGAAGGACCGAAACAUGCCGUUUUCCUACUUGACCCUGGGUAAGGCUCUUUCGAGGGCAAUGGGCUGGGACUGA